AUGAUAACUAAUUCGCAAGCUCUGUCCAGCCUCUCGUCCCAGUCCCCCCCGACCUCCCCCCCCGUCGCCGCCCCCCCAGCGGAGCCCUGCCCCCCCCCGCCCCCCCGCCUGCCCCCGUCCCGGCCGGACCACCUUGACCUGUCGCUGCGCAGCACCGAGGGGCUCGGCCAAUCACAGGAAGGGGAGGGCGACCCCCUGGACCAAUCGGUGGAGGGGGAGGAGGAGCUGGGCGGACGGGUGGAUGCGAGGGCGUGGCCUGAGGGCCGGCAGGUGCUGACUCACCUGGUGGAGGGCUUCGUCAUCAAGGAGGGUCUCCAGCCGUUUCCGCCAACGGGGACCAAUGGGAAGGAAGAGUUCCCUGUGAAGGAAGCGGUACCGCCGGCGGGACCCACGACGGAUUCGGAGGAGGAGGAGGAGGAGGAGGGGGGGGGAAGGGACGCGGACGAGAUAGAGACCGGGCCCAGAGACAGGGCUGUGCUCCACUGUCAGUUCUGCGGGAAGAGAGGCCAGGCCCACAGCUUCAUGCGUUCCAAACGCUUCUGUUCCACUUCCUGUGCCCGAGGGUUCAACGUGCGCCUGACCAAGCGUCUGCCUCUGAGCGCGGGCAGCCGGUCAGAGAGACCCCGCCCCGUCCUGAACCGGGCCUCCUCCGUGCCCGGGAAACCCCUGCUCCUCAGACUGCCUCGAGACCUGUGGAGCACCAGCCGCCGGGAAAAGAGCGAACGGCGGGAGGAGGAGAAGAGACGGAAAGCGGAGGAAGAGGAGGAGGAGCAGCAGGAGGAGGAGGUGGAGGAGCAGGACGUCGACGACGACAACGAAGAAGACGAGGAGGAGGAGGAGGAAGAGGAGGACGAGGAGGAGGAAGAGGAGAGGGACGACCCGUCGUUCUCGGCGACCACGAAGCCCAGCGAGUGUCGCCCGGCGCGGCGCCCGCGGAGGGCGUCGGAGCCCGCCGUCACCACGGCAACGCCCACCUCCACCUUCAAGCCCCGCCCCUCGGCGUGGAGCGUGGAGGACGUCACCGCCUUCAUCCACACGCUGCCAGGGUGCAGCGAGGUGGCCGAGGGCUUCAGGCUCCAGGAGAUCGACGGCCAGGCGCUGCUCCUGCUGACCGAAGACCACCUGAUGACCAGCAUGAACAUCAAGCUGGGCCCCGCCCUCAAGAUCUGCGCCCACAUCAACGCCCUCAAGAACCAAUGAGGGGGCCGAGCCGCCUGACUGACAGGAGGGGGCGGGGCUAGGAGAAGAUGUGGAUGAUGAUGAUGAAUAAACAAGUGCACAAAAGGAGGAGAGGGAGAAAAGGGGUGGGGUUUAAAGUUAUUGUGGGCGGGGCCCCGGACACCAGUGAUGACUAUGGGGAGAUAAACAUCAAAAGACAGAAAGAAUUCAGAUUUGUUUUAAUUUAUAUUGACCGGGGAUGAGAAGGGAGGUUUUUAUAGAGGGGUUGGAGGGGAAGACGGCGGCGAUCAACGAAAAUGAAUCUGUGGCUGGAUCUAAAGAUGUUUUUUUUUUUUAUCUUUGUGUAUAUUUUACAACGCAGCUGGAGAGUGUAAAUUUGAAGCUUUCACGGAAGGAUUUUGAACAUUUUAAUAUAUAAAUUUGUCUAUUUAGUUUUUUUAGAACCUGAGUCCCAACGACGAAGCUAUCCAGUAGAGAACAUAACCUGUGUGUGUAAAAGAAAAAAAAUGAAGUAGACUUUGUAAGUUAUUAAUCAAAGUUUAAUGUUUUAUAUCUCUGUAACCUCUGGACAAAAAUAUGUCUGUCACUAUCAGGGUCCAGACCCAUGUCUUUAAUGGUCACAUUUUUAUCGUAUCAUGCUCAAAUUAUUUAAUAAAUCAAGAAUUAAUCCAUCAGA
Gadus macrocephalus (Pacific cod) is the source of this 1855-nucleotide messenger RNA. Its product is annotated as polyhomeotic-like protein 2. Lineage: Eukaryota; Metazoa; Chordata; Actinopteri; Gadiformes; Gadidae. The record is from RefSeq and is a predicted model, not a curated record. Gene Ontology annotation, cellular component: nucleus; PRC1 complex. Gene Ontology annotation, molecular function: protein binding; zinc ion binding.